AUGGGCCGUCUCGACGGAAAAGUAGCCCUGAUCACCGGCGCCGGGUCCGGCUUUGGCGAAGCCAUCGCCCAUGGCUUCGUCUCUCAAGGCGCCAACGUGCUCGUCGCCGAUAUUGCAGUGCAGAACGGCAAGCGUGUCGCCGACGAAAUCACUAAGAAAGCCUACGCUGGCGGUGGAUCGGCAGCCUUUGUCGAACUCAACGUUGCGCAGCGCGCCGAUUGGGAAAAAGGACUUGAGGUGGCGAAGUCGCAGUUUGGGAAACUGGACAUUGUCGUGAACAAUGCGGGCACGACAUAUAAGAAGCAAGAGAGCAAAGGUGUUUCCGAGGCCGAGUUUGACAAGAUUAUUGCGGUCAAUGUGAAGAGUAUCUAUCUCAGCGUUGCAGUUGUCAUGCCUUAUUUUGUUGAGCGCAAGGCCGGGGUUUAUUUGAAUACCUCGUCCGUUGCAGGGACCAGGGUUAGACCCGGUCAGGUGUUUUAUGGGGGCACGAAGGGAUUUUUGAAUACGGUCACGCAAGGCCUGGCAGCUGAGUACGGCCCAGAGGGCGUCCGAGUUAACUCGAUCUGCCCUCUGCGAGGCGCAACCGGGCUCCUUGAGAUGUUUAGCGGCGUCCCUGACACACCAGAGGAGAGAGCCCGGUUUGCGCAGAGCGUGCCUCUGCGCCGAAUGUCUGAGCCGAACGAUAUUGCCCAGGCUGCGAUCUACUUGGCGAGUGACGAGGCUGCGUUUGUCAGUGGAGUGAAUCUCCCUGUGGAUGGAGGACGGUUGGCUGUAUAA
This is a messenger RNA of Aspergillus puulaauensis, 777 nucleotides long. RefSeq lists its product as uncharacterized. Gene Ontology annotation, molecular function: oxidoreductase activity. Lineage: Eukaryota; Fungi; Ascomycota; Eurotiomycetes; Eurotiales; Aspergillaceae. The transcript has 2 exons. The coding region runs from base 1 to 777 and encodes 258 amino acids. The record is from RefSeq and is a predicted model, not a curated record.